Molecule: messenger RNA, 3506 nt
Organism: Chelonia mydas (Green sea turtle)
Lineage: Eukaryota; Metazoa; Chordata; Testudines; Cheloniidae
Gene: ESM1
Product: endothelial cell specific molecule 1
Exons: 4
Coding region: 880-1347 (155 amino acids)
Cellular component (GO): extracellular region
Source: RefSeq, a predicted model, not a curated record
GGAGUAACGCUGCCUAAGCUGAUGAAGUGAGAUCAGUGUGAAACCGGAGUAGGUGGGAGGAGAAUCAGUUUGGACCUGUGUAGACAGUGAUGGUGAGGGACUGAGCUUUUCCCUGUGAUCAUUAGGUAAUUUUAGGAAAUUAAAUUGAUCAUUUUCUGAAGUUUCUGGAGAGGGACCUACAAAAUACUGACUUCUGUCUGACUCAUUUCGUAGGUUUAGCAUUGAUCUUUGAAUGAAAAAUAUAUCUAUCUAACUAAAUGCUGAUGCAACUGGUCUUUAGUUUUUAUGAGUAUCCGUUCAGUGCAAAGCAACAAAAGUAUCACUCACAUUUUUUGGCUCUUAUGUUAGCUAAAGGGCAUAAUCACAUUUUCUUCUUUGAAGUAGCCAUUCACUUACUUAUUGAGGAGAAAGCAAGGACUUAUUUUUUAAAAUGAGCUUCCUUCAGCACUGGUACAGUCGGACAUGAUUUUUCACCUGGCCUCAGGAACACUAUCUGUAGGACAAAGCGGUUCUACGUCCUUGAGCAUUUGAGACGGAUGUGAGAGCGUUUUUAGUCCUCAUGCAAAACAACCAACUAAACAUAACAGAUUACAUCAGCUCAGGCUUUUCAAUUCCUGGAUGGCAGAGGAGUGCUAAUCCAACCUUCAUCCUGGAUUUCACAAACUAAAACAAGGAAGGCUGGCAGGAGGACAGCACGGUCGGACUGAGGAAAUUGACGACGGCGAAGCAUGUGGGCAACACACUGUAUAAAGCUCAUAAACUUGUAGGCUGAUGUGCAGCUACUACUUUGGAUUCCUCAUUGCUGCUUCCCUCAGCACAAAACCACAAGGCUGAACGUUAAACCUGCUCUUUGGAACUGAGCGUUUAUCACUGUGAGACAUGAAGAACUUCCUGUUUUUCACCAUCCUCCUGGUACCAGUGCACAUCGGAACUGCUUGGAGUGCAAAAUAUGCAGUUGAUUGCCCUGAACCUUGCGACAGUAAUGUGUGUAAAAGUACUUUGCGCUGUAAGCGAACAGUGCUUGACGACUGUGGCUGUUGCAGAGUCUGUGCAGCAGCCUUGGGGGAGACUUGCUACCGCACUGUCUCAGAAUGUCCUUAUGGUACCUAUGGAAUGGAAUGCAGAAAAACUUGCAACUGCCAGUCUGGUAUAUGCGACAGAGUAACUGGAAAGUGUUUGAAGUUCCCAUUUUUCCAACUUUCUGCUUCAAAGCCACCAAACAGACGAAAAUUAAUUUCACAUACAGAGAAUGACAUGGCAUCGGGGGAUGGUAACUCUGUAAAGGAGGAAUUUGUCAAAGAGAAAGUAAUUAGCUCUCCAGUAAUGAAAUGGUUAAAUCCUCGCUGAUAUUUACUUACAUUGGUAGGACUUUCAAAUGACCGCAUUUCUCACACAUUAUUGAAUAUGCAACAACACACUUUAAAAACAAAAUACAUCUAUAGCAUAUGAAAAUGUAACCUCUGAAGACCAAUUGUGAUUCUGUGCAUCGUCAGAAAAAAUGUUUACUUACAAAAUAGACUGUACAGUUUAUAUGAUUUUUGAUAUUUGUUUUGAUAAGUAUUUCAACACUGAAAUGUAUUAUGGAUUGCUGAAUGUAUAGUCAUAUUGAAAACCAGUACCUCCCCCCACCAGCAUUUGAACAAUGUGUAAGGGCCCAUUCCUGCAUUUCCCGUGCAAGAAAAUUCCUGUUGAAUUCAAUGGAUGUUUUGUGUGAGUAAAAGCUGCUGACGUGGAGCCAAUGUUAGGGUGAUGCAAGUUGGCAAAAGCUUGGAAAUGCAGAGUUAAAAACUGAUGUCCUUGACUCACACCAGUAAGAAUAAUACUAAUGUAAAGGGCACAAUGGUGUGAAUUCAAUACAUCAACCUUAACUUUGAAUAUUUUGGCUUUUGUUAGUUUUGUGACAAUUAAAAAGGUGUAACAUUACUUUAAGCCAACGGGUCUCAAACUGUUGGUUGGGACCCCAUUUUAAUGGGGUUGCCAGGCCAGCAUUAGACUUGCUGGGAGCCUGGGUUGAAGCCCAAGCCUGAGCUCCAUCCAGAUCUGGGGCAUCGGGACUCGGGCUCUGACCCCCUAAUCCCCCACCCAGGGUGGCGGGGCUUGAGCUCCAGCCCCGUCUCCCCCCACCUGUGGCAGCGGGGAUCUAACCCCCCACUCCCCCUCCCCAAGUCACAUAGUAAUUUUGUUGUCAGAAGGGGGUCGUGAGGCAACGAAGUUUGAAAACCGCUGCUUUAAACUCAUCAUUUGAACUUAUACAAUGUGCAUUACUUACCUGACAUUAUGUAAAAACACAUACAGUAUUAAAGUAUAUUCCCAAGGGUGGCUUUUGUGUUCAGUAGCCUGCAAUGGCCCUGAAGGAGUACUGGAGUAUCAGCAUAAAUAUGCAUUAUAAAUAAUCCAUGUCAGAGAUUCUGGAGACCUAGGAUAGGUCUAGGAUACCUUAGUGACUAAUUCUUCAUCCCCUUCUUAGUGCCUAAACUUUCAUCCCCUUAAGGGGUUGUAGGAGUGGCCAAUUGCUCAGUCAGUCCAUAUUUGGUUAUGUAUCAAUAUGGCAUAAAACAUCAUAAUGUUUAUAUAGGCACACCUUAAAACCUUCUUAUAUAAUAGCCAUUACUGCCCGUGUGCAGAAACCCAUUUGUAAAAAUCAAUACUUUGUGGUUUUUACUUAAAAAAAGAAAAAGACACAGAUCCUUAGAUAGUGUAAAUUAAUCUAGCUCCAUUUAAGUCAAAGGAGCUACUUUGAUUUACAUAUCUGAGGAUCUGGCUCAUAAAAUAAAUCGGUCUAAUUGGAGACCCAGUCUGGUUUCCAUUGAAAUUAAUUGUAGUUUUGUUAUUAACUUCAGCGAGAGAAGGUGCAGGCCAUACUGAUGGUAAUUUGGUGUAGGAUCUGAAAACGUAUGUAAAAGCACCCAAUAAAAGAAACCCGAAAUAGUUUCAGGGUUAUUAGGGACUGAUCACAACCUAUUAGAGUCAACCCGAGUCUUUCCAUUGACUACAAUGGAUUUUGCAACAGGCCCUAAAAGAACAAAAAUUAUAUUACAACAGGGAAUGUCUACAAAUUAAAAGUGGUUAAAUGGACAACAGUCAGAAAAAGAAACAGAAAACCAUGGCUGACAUACAACACCUUUUAGACUGCGCUAAAUUGUUAUGACUGAAGUAGGGAUUUUAAUGGAAGUGCUGUCACAAUCGCAACUACAGUGGUACAGACAGUACCUCUGUAAAAUGCUGUAUUGGUUUGAAACAUUUACAGGCAUCAGGGCUGAUCCUGUGGCUACUGAUGUCAGUGACAAUUUCUACAUUGACUUCAACGGGAACAGGGUCAGAGCCAUAUUCUUUAUUGGGCCAGAUAAAGUUAUUUAAAUGUCUUUUAAAUACUUACAUGCUUUUUUUUGUUAUUUCCUACAGUGUCAUGAAUGACAUUAUGGAUUCUUGAAUGUAAAUCUAAUAAGCUGGUUGGUUUUAAAAAAGUAUAUGUUUAUUAUUGUUCAAUAAAUCCCCUAUAAAACCAG